Molecule: messenger RNA, 1966 nt
Organism: Gadus chalcogrammus (walleye pollock)
Lineage: Eukaryota; Metazoa; Chordata; Actinopteri; Gadiformes; Gadidae
Gene: cyp4f3
Product: cytochrome P450 4F3
Exons: 14
Coding region: 251-1915 (554 amino acids)
Molecular function (GO): heme binding; iron ion binding; oxidoreductase activity, acting on paired donors, with incorporation or reduction of molecular oxygen
Source: RefSeq, a predicted model, not a curated record
UCUUUCUGCUGUUGUGCUUGCCUGUGUGCAUGAGGGCGUUUCAGAUGUAAAGAGCGAUUGCACAUCUGUUGUUACCAUCAAACCACUGAUUGAGGAAGUUAAAGUAUGGAAGGGACAACAGUUACCACACAGAGAGAGAGAGAGAGAGAGGCAAAUGAAACAAGUACACAGGCAAACGCUUAGUUAAUGUCCACAUCUGUUUUGCUCUGGAUGGUCGAUUGGGUUGGAUUCAGCAGAGAACUGUUCCAGGAUGAGUGUCCUGGCGUGUUCCGCCCUCUUCUUCUCCAACCUGCUCCGAGGGGGGCCCUGGCAGGUGCUGGUCAUCGCGGCGACGGCGCUGGUCGGCGUGGCGACGGCCUGGGUGGGCAGGCUGCUGCUGCGCCAUGCCUGGUUCAGACACCGGCUGUCCUGCUUCAGCACGCCCCCCGCACACUCCUGGCUCAUAGGUCACCUGGGACAGAUGCGUGACUCAGAGGAGGGUCUCCUGGAUGUGGACCGCCUGGUCCGGACUCACGGCCACUCCUGCUCCUGGUUCCUGGGACCCUUCUACCACCUGGUGCGGGUCUUCCGCCCGGACUUCACCAAUCCCCUCCUCAAGGCCGCGGCAUCCAUCACAGUGAAGGAUGAGCUCUUCUAUGGUUUUCUACGUCCAUGGCUCGGUCAGAGUCUGUUGCUAAGCAACGGGGAGGAGUGGUCCCGCCGGCGACGCCUUCUGACGCCGGCGUUCCACGUUGACGUCCUGAAGGGCUACGUGGCCGUGUUCAACAACGCCACCCACACCAUGCAUUCUAAGUGGAUACGUCUGUCCAGUGAAGGCCAGAGGGACCUGGAGAUGUUCCAGCACCUGGGUCUCAUGACGCUGGACAGUCUGCUCAGGUGUGCGUUCAGCCACAGCAGCGACUGUCAGGAGACGUCCAAUGAGUUCACAACGGCCAUCCUGGAGCUGGGGGACCUCAUCAUGGAUCGGCGCCGAACGAUCCGCCAUCACUGGGACUGGAUCUACUGGCGCAGCCCCCAGGGCAAGCGCUUCCGGAGGGCCACCGAGGUGGUGCACAGCUUCACCAGGCGAGUGGUGGAGCAUCGCCGCGCCCUCAUCCGCGAGCAGAGCCACCGCGAGUCACCGGAGGGAACCGCCCGGGACGGGACCGCCCGAGACACAGCUCGGAGGCAGAAGAGGAAGGACUUCAUUGAUAUCAUCCUUCUGGCCCAGGACGAGGAGGGGGGUGGCCUGACAGACAAGGAGGUUGAGGCUGAGACAAACACCUUCAUGUUCGCAGGUCACGACACCACGGCCAGCGCCAUCUGCUGGACACUGUUCAAUCUGGCGGGCCACGCCCACUACCAGGACAGAUGCAGAGAUGAGGUGAAGGAGCUGAUGAGGGACCGGGCAGAGCAGGACAUUAAGUGGGCUGACCUGUCCAGCAUGCCCUUCACCACCAUGUGCAUUAAGGAGAGCCUCAGACUCCACUCUCCGGUCCUGGCCGUCACUCGGCAGUACACCCGGGACGUCGACCUACCCGGAAACAGGACUGUACCCAAAGAUACCAUAUGUUUGGUCAGUAUUUACGGGACGCACCACAACCCCGCUGUCUGGUCCGAUCCAAACGAGUUCAACCCGCUACGCUUUGACCCCGCCAACACCAGGGAGCGGUCCUCCAACGCAUUCAUUCCCUUCUCGUCCGGGCCCAGGAACUGCAUCGGUCAGCGGUUCGCGAUGGCCGAGCUACAGGUCGUCGUGGCGCUGACUCUGCUGCGUUUCCGACUGUCCCUCGGCUCGAACCCCGACACUGCCGGGACCUCCACCGGGCAGGGCAUCCGGCGUCUCCCUCAGUUGGUGCUGCGCGCCGAGGGCGGGAUGUGGUUACGGCUGGAGCUGCUGGAUCCUCCUUGCACAGACGGGCUGCAUGCGCAGUAAAGCUAGCGACCAACUUAAACAGCGGUUACCAAUGCGGUGCAAUGUCCAGAG